UGCGGCGGGGACGUGCAGUCGCUCGGAGGGCCAUGGAGGCGGUGCGGUGGCGGCUGCGGGCGGGUGGCGGGACCAGGGCCCCGGCCCCGCGUUCCGCGCUGCUGUUGCUGCUGCUGGCGUCGCUGGGAGGCGAGGCGGCGGAAGAGCCGCGGCCGGGGCGGCAGCGGGGAGACGAGCAGUGCCAUUACUACGCGGAGGGGCAGGUCUACCCUGGGGAGGCGGCUCGGGUGCCUGUCUCCGACCACUCGCUGCACCUCAGCCAGGCCAAGAUCUCCAAGCCAGCACCUUACUGGGAAGGAACAGCAGUCAUUAAUGGAGAGUUUAAAGAGCUGAAAUUAACAGAUUAUGAAGGAAAAUACCUUGUCUUCUUCUUCUAUCCUCUUGACUUUACAUUUGUUUGUCCAACUGAGAUAAUCGCCUUCAGUGACAGAAUUGAAGAAUUCAAAGCAAUAAAUACCGAAGUAGUAGCAUGUUCUGUGGACUCAAAGUUUACCCACUUAGCAUGGAUUAAUACCCCUCGAAAACAAGGAGGACUUGGACCUCUGAAGAUUCCACUUCUUUCAGAUUUGACACACCAAAUUUCCAAGGAUUAUGGAGUAUAUCUGGAAGAUCAAGGGCAUGCACUUAGAGGCCUUUUCAUCGUUGAUGAUAAGAGGAUCCUUCGGCAGAUCACAAUGAAUGACCUCCCUGUAGGGAGAUCGGUGGAUGAAACGCUUCGUUUGGUGCAAGCAUUCCAGUACACGGACAAACACGGAGAAGUUUGCCCUGCUGGCUGGAAACCCGGCAGUGAAACAAUCAAACCAGAGGAAGCCAUGAGAGUGUGGUGGCCAAGGGAAGAACUAUAAUUCCAGAUCCAGCUGGAAAACUGAAGUAUUUUGAUAAGCUAAACUGAGGUUUGCUCCUGAUGAUUUACAUAGGUCACAUUCAACUUGAUUUUUGCCAAUAAAAUUUCAUUGAUUUUGUUA
Molecule: messenger RNA, 965 nt
Organism: Dryobates pubescens (Downy woodpecker)
Lineage: Eukaryota; Metazoa; Chordata; Aves; Piciformes; Picidae
Gene: PRDX4
Product: peroxiredoxin 4
Exons: 8
Coding region: 33-845 (270 amino acids)
Biological process (GO): hydrogen peroxide catabolic process; cellular response to stress; response to oxidative stress
Cellular component (GO): cytosol; endoplasmic reticulum
Molecular function (GO): thioredoxin peroxidase activity
Source: RefSeq, a predicted model, not a curated record